Molecule: messenger RNA, 2940 nt
Organism: Myripristis murdjan (pinecone soldierfish)
Lineage: Eukaryota; Metazoa; Chordata; Actinopteri; Holocentriformes; Holocentridae
Gene: rufy1
Product: RUN and FYVE domain containing 1
Exons: 17
Coding region: 1-2148 (715 amino acids)
Biological process (GO): regulation of endocytosis; protein transport
Cellular component (GO): cytoplasm
Molecular function (GO): metal ion binding
Source: RefSeq, a predicted model, not a curated record
AUGGCCGACGAGGCAGGGGAAACAAACACAGCUGUUGAGGAUGGUGAAGCCAAACAGGCAGAAGAGCCCGAAGUUUUGGGAGAUGCGACAGACAGCGAGGCCAGCGGCGACGGACGGGGGCAGAAAGAGAAGCCGGUAGCAGAGAGCAGCUGGUCGGCCCCCAUCCUGUCUCUGGCUCGGAAGGCCACGGAGACGAUAAGCAGCGGGGUGAGUUACGGUGCUGCUCUUAGACACCCCUCAACCGGAUCCACUGCCAGCUCCCCGACGGAGAAAGAGCCCGAAAAUGACUCCAGCAGCAACAGCAGCGCUAGUAAAAUACUUCCAGUUCUGCCAGCCAAAGACUCCAUGUCGAUAGAGAGGUCCAACCUCCUCAGCAUGAUGAAGCUGAGCAUUAAAGUGUUAAUCCAGUCCUCCCUGAGUCUUGGCAGGACGCUGGACUCUGAUUACCCACCACUGCAGCAGUUCUUUGUGGUGCUGGAGCACUGCCUCAAACAUGGCCUGAAAGCCAAGAAAACCUUCAUCGGCCAGAAUAAGUCCAUAUGGGGACCUCUGGAGCUGGUGGAGAAGUUGUGUCCAGAGUCCUCUGAUAUUGCCACAAGUGCCCGAGAUCUGCCUGGCCUUAAGACGGGUUUGGGCCGAGCAAGGGCCUGGCUGCAUUUAGCUCUCAUGCAGAAGAAAGUAGCCGACUAUAUGAAAGUCCUGCUGGACCACAAGGAUCUCCUGAGUGAGUUCUACGACCCUGGAGCGUUGAUGAUGGAGGAGGAGGGAACAGUGAUUGUGGGGAUGCUAGUGGGCCUCAAUGUCAUUGAUGCCAACCUCUGCAUUAAAGGGGAGGACCUGGACUCCCAGGUGGCGGUCAUUGACUUCUCCCUUUACCUGAAAGACCCUGCCAGCAGUGAAACUCCAAAGGAUGACGCUAAGAUGACAGCCAUAUUAGAUCAGAAGCACUACAUUGAGGAGCUAAAUCGUCACCUAAGUGGCACCGUCACAGACCUUCAGGCUAAGAUGGACUCUCUUGAGAAGACCAACAGCAAACUUGUAGAGGAGCUGACAGCAGCUACAGACAGAAUCAACUCUCUGCGUGAUGAACAGGAACAGCUGAAAAAGGAGAAUGAGUCUAUCUUGCAGUCCAGCCAGAAGAAGGAAGAGGCAACUCUACUGGACAGCCAGGUGGAGCUGGAGACAUACAAACAGACACGGCAGGGCCUGGAUGAGAUGUACAACGUGGUGUGGAAGCAGUACAAAGAGGAGAAGCGCAUUCGCCAGGAGCUGGAGCGCGAGCUGGAGCUGCAGGUGGGGUUGAAGCAAGAGAUGGAAGUGGCUAUGAGGCUGCUGGAGAAAGACACCCACGAGAAGCAGGACACGCUGGCAGCCCUGCGCCUUCAACUUGACCAAGUCAAGACCCUUAACCUGCAGAUGUUCCACAAAGCACAGGACUCGGAGCGAGAAGCGGAAAAAAAGCAGGAAGAAGCAGUGCAGCUGGAGCAGAAGAUGAGUGAAAUGGAGAAAGCAAUGAGGGACCUAGAGCAGAGGCUACAGAACUCAGAGCAGGAACGCAGACAGAGUGACCAGUCGGACAAAGACAUGAGGUCCGAGCUGGAAGGCAAAGUGGAGGCUCUGCAGAAACAGCUGGCUGACCUGGAUACACUGAGGCUGGGUUUGGAGAAUGAGCUGCGCACUGAGAAGGAACAGAGACAAAGCAUGCAGAAAGCUCUCCAGAGGGAACAAGACAACAGCGUCGAGCUCCGCACACAGCUGCAACAACUUCAGGGGCUCCAUGCAGAGCUGCAGGAUCUGAAGCAGGAGAAGCAGCAGCUGCAGCAGAUGUGUGAGCAACAGGAACAGGCUCUGCAGGAGAUGGGCUUGCAUCUCAGCCAGUCUAAACUCAAGAUGGAGGACUUCAAGGAGGUCAAUAAAGCCCUGAAGGGCCAUGCCUGGCUGAAAGAUGAUGAGGCCACUCACUGCAAGCAGUGCCAGAAGGAGUUCUCCAUCUCUCGCAGAAAGCACCACUGCCGAAACUGUGGAGACAUCUACUGUAACAGCUGCUCCAGUAACGAGCUGGCGUUACCCUCCUACCCUCGGCCCGUUCGGGUGUGUGACGUCUGCCACUCACUCCUGCUGCAGAGAAGCUCCUCCACAGGCUCCUGACACAACACACACCAAACUCUCACGCUCUCAAACAUAACCAUUCUAACACUGCACAUUUACUCACCUUCACUCUAAAAUUCAACUACUUGUUUUUUUUUUUUUUUUUAAAUGAAAUCUUGUUAGGGAAAGUGAUUUUGGAGCAUUGAAUUUGCGCUCUUACCUUAAAUUCAGGAAUACUAGAUUAUCUGUGUACAUCUCUGAUUAAGGGGCCACCUUUUUGUGAUUCUCACCACUGAGGGGAUGAGCGUACAUGGUUUCUGUAGACUAAGUUCAGAUAACUUGCCUUUGCUUAGAAUUUGAAAAGGUGCACAGUAUUCAUAUGAUUUGUCUCUUCAUCAGACAGUUAUGUUGAACAGGACUGGAAUAAGAAUUUGGAGAACAGUUGACACUAAAACUGAUUAAUUUAAUAGGUCACUUUAUAGCUUAUGUUGAGUUCCCUUUAAAAUUCUCUGUAGAUUAAGUUUUACGUCUAUGGAGAGCUAUUUGCAUAGUUGGUUUAUGGAAAGAAGGUGUAAAAUUAAUUCAUAUUGUUCAACUUGUCCACAGUUAUUAGGCCUUUUCUUCAUGACUCCACAAGAAGAGUGUACAGACGAUGCAUCGCUUAACAUGACAUGCAAAAUACUUAAAACAUGAAAAACUGUAGAAUGUUGACAUUAAUGAAGAAACUAUUUUAGAAUGUAUAAUGUGGUUUUGUGGAUUCUGUCAAGUGCUACAAAGCCAUUUUCUUAAUUAAUUUGGGCAUAUUUUGACCAAGUUUUCUACAGAUAUUUGAUAAAGAGAAACUGAAUUCAA